UUUAUUCAACUGUAAGCUGUUGUAUUGUCCUUACUUCAGGGCAAUAUUUCCUGAACAUGGAUCCCCGUACCAGUGCCCAGGAUGUGAUGCGAUGUGACCUGUGUGAGACAGCUGUGGUACAGAUGCACUGUAAUACAUGUCUUGUCAACUUGUGUAAGGCCUGUGUAGGAGAACACAUCUCAACAGAUGAAUCCAAGGAUCACAAAGUCGUCAAAUUUCAGGCCAGGAAAUCAACUCCCCUCCAUCCUGGAUGUAAAAUUCAUGCAGAAAACAGCUGUGAGUUGCAUUGUAAGGAAUGCGAUAUUCCGGUUUGCGCUGCCUGCAUUGUCUCCAAAAAACACAAAGAACAUGACGUCCACUUUUUAAAAGACAUUCUUGCCAGGAAGAAGACAGCAAUCCAAAAGGAAAUCAAUGAAUUAGAGGAAUCCAUCUAUCCAACCUACCUGGAUAUAGCAGCAGAUGUACAAAAUACACUGAGUCAACUAGAUGUGAAAUAUGAAGAACUCUCAAUAGCUAUAACAAAACAUGGCGAGGACUGGCACAGAGAAAUUGAUAAACUUGUCAAAAAACUUAAAUCUGAAGUUGAGGAGAUGAAAAACAAAGAUAAUGAAACUCUAAAAACACAUUUAUCAAAUGUAGAAACAUGCACCUCUAAGAUAAAUGAAGAUGUUGAUUCUCUACGUAAAUCAAUUGAUUCUUAUGAUGUUAACAAAAUCUUAAACCUUCAGAUAGACUUGAAGAAAUACAGAAUACUUCCUUCUAAACUCAAUGUUAGCACUGCACAAUUCUCACCGCUUGCAAUACAGGAACAAAUCUCUGAAUUGUUUGGAAAAAUAAUACCAACAACAAUAUCAGCAGAUAAACAUGGGUACACCAUGAGAACAGCACAAGGAUCAUUAGAAACAUCAUCCUGUCCUCUUAUGGAGAAAGCAUCGGAAGCUGGAUCCUCUCCUCCAAUCAAACAGCUGCUUGAUGAACCAGAGACUGUCACCACCAUAAACACUGGGUAUAGAGAACUUUACAGUGUGGCCUGUCAGAGUGAUGAAGAAAUCUGGACAAGUGGAAAUGAUGGCAUAAAGCUCUUUAGUAUCAGUCGGGGAUCGCUACUCCAGUCACUUAGUACAACAUCAGAGUGUAUUCUCAAUAACAUAGCAGUGACUAAAAGGGGAGAUUUAGUUUACGCUAAUUACUUCAGUAAAACUGUGAACAUUGUGAAGAAGCAAAAGACAGAGGUGAUAAGAUUUAAGAACUGGAAUCCGCUUACUGUCUGUACCACCUCUUCUGCUGACAUCCUAGUUGUCAUAGAAAAAGGAGAGGAUGAUACCAAAGUUGUCCGUUACUCUGGCGCCACAGAAAAACAAACCAUUCAGUUUGAUAAUAAAGGUAAACCUCUUUAUUCACCACGUGGUUUAUUCAAACACAUUACGGAGAACAGAAACCUGGAUAUCUGUGUGGCAGAUAAUGGAUUUCAUGCAAUAGUGGUAGUUAAUAUGACUGGAAAACUGAGAUUCAGGUACACUGGACAUACUCUUGCUCAAACAAACUUAUUAAGUCCACGAGGAAUCACCACAGACAGUCAGAGUCACAUCCUUACAGCUGAUAAUGAAAGUAACUGUAUCCAUAUCAUAGACCAGGAUGGACAGUUCCUCCGUUACAUAGACUGUGGACUGAGUGAACCCUGGGGACUGUGUAUAGAUACAAAUGACAAUCUUUUUGUUGCUGAAAUGCAAAGCAAUCAAGUGAAAAAAAUCAGAUAUAAAAAAUAACUUUUUUUCAAAUAACAGAAAUUAUGAUAUGUAAACAUUGUA
Messenger RNA from Saccostrea echinata, 1808 nucleotides. Its product is annotated as E3 ubiquitin-protein ligase TRIM71-like. The transcript has a single exon. Lineage: Eukaryota; Metazoa; Mollusca; Bivalvia; Ostreida; Ostreidae. The record is from RefSeq and is a predicted model, not a curated record. The coding region runs from base 57 to 1766 and encodes 569 amino acids. Gene Ontology annotation, molecular function: protein binding; zinc ion binding.